AUGGAGACGCCCAUCGAGCGCGAAAUUCGCCGUAGCUGCGAACGCGAGGAAAGCUUGCGCCGGAGCCGGGGCCUGAGCCCAGGUCGCGCGGGCAGUGAACUCGUUGAACUGCGCGUGCGGCCGGUGCUCAGCCUGCCGGGCCCCAGCCCCGCGCUCCCGCGCGCGUUGGAGCGCGCUCGGGCUGGCGCGCAGAUGCAGCGAGACAUCGAGCGGGAGGCCCAUCGGCAGGCGGCGCUGGCGCGCCCCGAAGUCCCGAAGCAGAGCGCCCGGCCGCCGCCGCAGCCCCUGGGCGAGCUCAAGCGCUUUUUCGAGGCUGCUGGCGGGUGCUCCUCCUCACCCGCGGCGGAGGGCAGCGCAGACACGCAGCGGCUGUCCGAGCCCGGAGGCCGGCUGCAUUCAGUCGUACAGGGCCGGUGUCCGGUGCUGUCUCGCGCCCCGCCGCCCAUCGCACCGUCGCUGCUGGAGCAGGAGGUGCGCGAGGUGAAUGAGCGCGAGCGGGAGCUGCAGCGCCAGCGGCUGAGCCUCUACGGCACCGCCGAGUUCAAGGAGCCCGCGCCCAGCCUAACGGUGAGCAGGGGUGACGGAAAGCUGGCGGUGAUCUGGCCUCCUCGCAGAAAGGCUUCGGAGAACGGUCUGGAACAGGAGGAGCCUUGAGGUUCCGGCCCUCUGGGGUCCCCCGAGGAAAGUAACACGCUCCGCAGACGCUCAGGCCCGGGCGCUCAGGAGUGCCCUCCGGAUCCGCGGAAGGCCUGAAGAAGGGCCACAGGUCUGUGCCGGGGAAGACGCAAUCGAUCAGCAUCCUUGAACCUGACUUUGUGAAACUGACCGGAAUCUUCUAUAAAACUGUUAGUCCCCAUUGGGAAACACCGUCGUCACAACCUCACCAGUAAAACUGCCCAGCCUUUCUCCGCCUAACUGCAAACGGCACUUAGCCUCUCCUGGCCUUGUCUGUUAGAGGACAGGGGUCCUCGGCUGUCCCUGCUCCCCAA
Messenger RNA from Budorcas taxicolor (takin), 989 nucleotides. It is a transcript of the gene MISP3, whose product is annotated as MISP family member 3. The transcript has 3 exons. The record is from RefSeq and is a predicted model, not a curated record. The coding region runs from base 1 to 654 and encodes 217 amino acids. Lineage: Eukaryota; Metazoa; Chordata; Mammalia; Artiodactyla; Bovidae.